AUGUCACAGAAAACCGGUGUUUGUUUUCCUGGUUCUACUCUUGAGGGCGAUAGCAAGCUACUCUUGAAGGCUGUGGUUUUACUCCUCGAGCCUUUAGUAUCGUUGUCUUUCAUAAACUAUUCUGAUAUAAAUAAGGCCGUCUAUUUAUACACGUUGCAGCAACUGCAUUCAAUGAUAGAGCUCAGCCCUUGUAAGCGGAGGCAUGGAAAUGCAUUGUCUAAGGCAUGGUCUCCUGUUUCAGAAGUUAACAUUGCGAUCUCUGAUGACGAUGAACAAACCUGUGAAUUUGCCAUUGCAGAUAUCCCAUCGAUUCAGAAAAAUGUGGUGGUUCAUUCUCAAAUGAUCAAUGAUGUGUCGACUAACAAAGAUGGGACCAGCAAAUCAUCUGAUAUUCCUGUUGGUUUUACAACUCGAACGAAGGAUCGUACAAAUGUUAUGCCGACAAGAAUGACGCAGUCAGGAGGGCUCCCGCAAUAUAUGUUAACAUUUUCUCUUGGGAAGCUAUGGGAUCUUGGCAGAUGCAAUGGGGCUUGGGAAAACUGUGAUGACUAUUGCUCUGAUUCUUGCAAGGCAAGGCAGAGAUACCCUGAGGAUCAAGAAUCGAUUACCAAAAGUGAGGGUGAUACAGAUGGAAGGCACAAGGAUAUACUGUCAUCUUCUCUGAAUAAGAAUUUACUGAAUGAACAGGAUAAACUUGAAACACACUCAAAGCCAGAUAGUAUCUCCAUUUCUGUCUUUAUUGGUGGAGAUCGGAGCAGUGACCCUAGAGUGAUUGCUGAACCUGACAUGAUCUUGACCACAUACGGUGUCUUAACGGCUGCUUGUACGAAUGAUGGGGAGAAUAGCAUUUUCUACAGAGUUGACUGGUACAGAGUGGUUUUGGAUGAAGCUCGUACCAUCAAGUCCUCUAAAACUCUAGGUGCCCAGGCUGCCUUCAAAUUGUCAUCCUAUUGCAGGUGGUGUCUUACUGGUACCCCUCUCCAGAACAAGUUGGAAGACCUUUAUAACCUACUUUGCUUCUUGCAUGUUGAACCAUGGUGUAACUAG
Messenger RNA from Coffea eugenioides, 1047 nucleotides. RefSeq lists its product as uncharacterized. NCBI's taxonomy places the organism in Eukaryota, Viridiplantae, Streptophyta, Magnoliopsida, Gentianales, Rubiaceae. The transcript is spliced from 11 exons. Gene Ontology annotation, molecular function: ATP binding; ATP-dependent chromatin remodeler activity. The record is from RefSeq and is a predicted model, not a curated record. Bases 1 to 1047 code for a protein of 348 amino acids.